UAAAGACUGCAGAGUUAGAAAGCGGGGAGGGGGCUGUCCGCUGUUGUGGUGGAGGGGAAACGCACCCCGAACCGUAGCAGUUGUGGCGAAUCCAGUGUAAAGUCCCCUUCGCAGCUGCUCCUACCUGCACGGUCUCCCCACCCGCCGUCAUCACUCAGCCAGCAGUUAAACAGCUGUGCAGCCAGCCCUUCUCAUUCUGCCUGCGCCCCAACAGCGAUAGUAGCAACAGCGGUGGCAGCCGGAGCCAGGCAGGGCUGUUGCAGCCGCGCAGAUCGCCCGCCUCUCCACACACACACACACACACACACACACACACACACACACACACGCCCGCUCAGACUUCCCAUCUCCACGCGUCUCCAUGCAAAUCAAGGACUCCGAGAGGUGAAAGCGGAGCUGUAGUUGUGGACAACAGGGCUUUAACACAUUAUUGAAACUGCAAACAUCCACAGCAGUUCCAUGUGGACAAAUCACAUAUUUUGAAAGCUGGAAGUAUCACAUCAUGAGGUAUACCAUGUGGAAUCUUUGAAGCACACAAUUCUGCCCAGCACCCAUACAAAGAAUCCCCCGCCUGGUAUGUAAGAGAAAUCCUUGCAUCCACCAUGACAAACCAGGAAAAAUGGGCCCACCUCAGCCCCUCAGAAUUUUCACAACUUCAGAAAUAUGCCGAGUAUUCUACAAAGAAAUUAAAGGAUGUUCUUGAAGAAUUCCAUGGUAAUGGCGUGCUUGCAAAGUAUAAUCCUGAAGGGAAACAAGACAUUCUUAACCAAACAAUAGAUUUCGAAGGUUUCAAGCUAUUCAUGAAGACGUUCCUGGAAGCCGAGCUUCCCGAUGAAUUCACUGAACACCUUUUCCUGUCAUUCAGCAACAAGUUUCCUCGUUCCAGUCCAAUGGUAAAAAGUAAGCCUGCUCUCCUUUCAGGUGGUCUGAAAAUGAAUAAAGGUGCCAUCACCCCUCCCCGAACUUCCCCCGCCAACUCGUGCUCCCCGGACGUGAUCCACCUGAAGGACAUCGUGUGCUACCUGUCCCUGCUGGAAAGAGGAAGACCCGAGGAUAAGCUUGAGUUUAUGUUUCGCCUUUAUGACACAGAUGGGAAUGGCUUCCUGGACAGCUCGGAGCUGGAAAAUAUCAUCAGUCAGAUGAUGCAUGUCGCAGAGUACCUUGAAUGGGAUGUCACCGAGCUUAACCCAAUCCUUCAUGAAAUGAUGGAAGAAAUCGAUUAUGAUCAUGACGGAACGGUGUCUUUGGAGGAAUGGAUUCAAGGAGGAAUGACCACAAUCCCACUUCUUGUACUUUUGGGCUUAGAAAAUAAUGUGAAGGAUGACGGACAGCAUGUGUGGCGACUCAAGCACUUUAACAAACCUGCCUACUGCAAUCUCUGCCUGAACAUGUUGAUUGGCGUGGGGAAACAAGGCCUCUGCUGCUCCUUCUGCAAGUACACAGUCCACGAGCGAUGUGUGGCUAGAGCACCUCCCUCUUGCAUCAAGACCUACGUGAAGUCCAAAAAGAACACGGACGUCAUGCACCAUUACUGGGUUGAAGGCAACUGCCCAACCAAGUGUGACAAGUGCCACAAAACAGUAAAAUGUUACCAGGGCCUGACAGGACUGCAUUGUGUUUGGUGCCAGAUCACACUGCACAAUAAAUGUGCUUCUCAUCUGAAACCUGAAUGUGACUGUGGACCCCUGAAGGACCAUAUUUUACCGCCCACAGCCAUCUGUCCAGUGGUACUGCAGAAUCUGCCCACUUCAGGAGUUUCGGUUCCUGAGGAAAGACAGACAACGGUGAAGAAGGAGAAGGGUGCCUCACAGCAGCAGGCGAACAAAGUGACCAGCAGGAACUCCAUGCAGAGAGCCAACUCGGUGACCGUGGAUGGACAAGGCCUGCAGAUCACUCCUGUUCCUGGUACUCAUCCACUGUUAGUUUUUGUGAACCCCAAAAGUGGUGGGAAGCAAGGAGAAAGAAUUUACAGAAAAUUCCAGUAUCUACUAAAUCCUCGUCAGGUUUAUAGUCUUGCUGGAAGUGGACCAAUGCCAGGGUUAAACUUCUUCCGUGACGUUCCUGACUUCAGAGUGCUGGCCUGUGGUGGGGAUGGAACUGUGGGCUGGAUCCUGGACUGCAUAGAAAAGGCCAAUGUAGUCAAGCAUCCUCCAGUUGCUAUCCUGCCUCUGGGGACCGGCAAUGACCUAGCGAGAUGCCUGCGAUGGGGAGGAGGUUAUGAAGGUGAGAAUUUGAUGAAAAUCCUGAAAGGUAUUGAAAGCAGCACAGAAAUCAUGCUGGACAGAUGGAAGUUUGAAGUUGUACCGAAUGACAAGGAUGAGAAAGGAGACCCAGUGCCUUACAGCAUCAUCAAUAAUUACUUUUCCAUUGGCGUGGACGCCUCCAUUGCACAUAGAUUCCACAUCAUGAGAGAAAAACACCCAGAGAAAUUCAACAGUAGAAUGAAGAACAAAUUUUGGUAUUUUGAGUUUGGCACGUCUGAAACUUUCUCAGCCACCUGCAAGAAGCUACAUGAAUCUGUAGAAAUAGAAUGUGAUGGAGUACAGAUAGAUUUAAUGAACAUCUCCUUGGAAGGAAUUGCAAUCUUGAAUAUACCAAGCAUGCAUGGGGGAUCCAAUCUUUGGGGAGAGUCUAAGAAAAGAAGAAGCCAUCGACGGAUAGAGAAAAAGGGCUCUGAAAAAAGGACUACACUCACGGAUGCCAAAGAGUUGAAGUUUGCAAGUCAAGACCUGAGCGACCAGCUGCUGGAAGUGGUUGGCUUGGAAGGGGCCAUGGAGAUGGGGCAGAUAUACACAGGCCUGAAGAGUGCUGGCCGCCGGCUGGCCCAGUGCUCCUGUGUGGUCAUCAGGACUAGCAAGUCCCUGCCCAUGCAGAUCGAUGGGGAGCCAUGGAUGCAGACCCCAUGCACAAUAAAAAUUACGCACAAGAACCAAGCCCCAAUGUUGAUGGGCCCUCCUCCAAAAACCGGGUUAUUCUGCUCCCUGGUCAAAAGAACAAGAACCCGAAGCAAAGAAUAAUCCACCUCGUUUCAUUCUUAGAAAUCUGACUAGCGCAAUUGGGCCAUAGAACACUUGUGCUGAAAAUCUUUGAACCAUUUCAAGUCUCCUGCUCAUGCAAAAUCAUGGAAUUGGUUUAACAGUUUUGUUACUGAGCUGAUGUGAAACUCAGCUAUUAGAAAAUUUAUUGUCUCAGUUUCUAUAGGCAGUUUGCAUGAAGAAAGCAAAAGUUUACAUGAAGUGAUACUGCAUAUUUUUGUUGCAUGCAUUCGCAUAGAUUUUCAUGUCUCCCACCAACAUCUUACCCAGUUCCCAUUUACUAAACUGUGAGAAAAACCUGGGAAACAUAAAAAAGGAAAUACCAUGGGAAAUGUGAUUCUCAGUGUGAUUCCAAUUAUAAAUAAGCACUAAUCAGUAAUGCUACAAUGAUCAUGAUGGCCGAUUGCUAUACUUUUCCCUUUAAGAAUCAGUCUAUCAAUGGUCUUUGAUCUUUGACUCGAGGAUGAACUUUUAACUCAAAGGUUUUAUUAAACAGUUGUGUACAAUACAUUGCCAUAUAUGAAUAGUUUUUUUUCAACAUCUAGAUUCCUUUGAGUAGAAAUUUAAAUCCCAGAUAGAAGACUGUACUGUGUUGAAAAAUAGAAAUGGUUUUUAUUUUGUCAAGUUUGGUUUUUAAUUCCAAAAAAUUAGUGAAAAUAUGUUACUUGGCAGUUAAGUGUGAUGUAAGACAAGCCUUAUUCCGUUUUGCAUGAGGAUUUAGAAGGAAAUUCACAAUCAUGCCAGUAACCAAAUAGAUGUUUUAAACUAUGUGCCUAAUUAAUAUGUUUCUCACCAAAGAUUCAGAAAAAGAUGCUUGAGAGAAAUGGGUUAACGUAUGUCUAAUUAGUAUCGUGGAAAAGAUGUGUGAAUCUUAUGGUUAAUUUUGUGACAAUUAAAAUGCUGGAAGACAUUUACCUAUUUAUUAUAAUUCUCACAUAUCACAGAAAAUGAUUCAUACAACACAAUCCAAACUCAGUAGCUGAUUGCUUGGAAAUGUGAUCCUCUUAAGUUGAGGUGUCUGUGAUUUUUAGUGUAUUGGUUAAAAAGUGUAUCUGAAGAAAGUAAAUGGUCCUAUCAGUUUCAUUCUAGUAUAAAUUAGUACCUGCAAUAAUUUGGAGUUUAGUGAGGGAAACCAUGCAUGAAGUUAUCCCUACUGUUCACCUACUCCUCUCCCAUUUCUAUGACCUUUUGAAUGUUUAUUUUAAAAUACAGAUGAUAUGGCCUAGACCACUGUUUAAAGUGUUUAUGGCAUGGUUGGAAUCUCUGAUCAUAUAAAGAAAUCACAGAAUUACUACUUUUCCUAACAUUUCAUUAAGCCUAUGGUAUAAAAUGAAAUGCUUCUGAGAAGUCUUGGUAUUGUUUGUUCAUAUUUACCUGCAUCUCAUAAUUGCAUGUUUUGUUUUCAAACAUGCCAUAAGGAAAACAAGUGCUUGAAAUGCAUGAUUUAUUAGUUUUCCUCUCCACUCUGCAUUAAAGUGCCAAUGAUUUAUCAGUUCUAUUUUUCUAUUGAUUCUUUCAUCUUUGAAUAACAAAUAGCAUUUAGUGUUUCUGUUGAAUGCAAUCCUGUGCAUGGAUUUAUGGAUUUCAAGUGAAAUUGCUAUAAUUUUAGUUCUUUGGUUUGAAAACUCAACUGAAUGCUGUUAUAUAAAAUAGCUACUCUCAAGCAAUGUGCUGCAAUGGAAGAUCAUGUGUAAAGCAUAUUCUUUUAGUGUUCCAAGAACAUUGGAUGGAAAAUAUCAAUCAACAAUAACUUUAAUUGCUUUAAAAGUGAAAGCUUUUGAAUAAUAUUAAGACAUAAUUUAGCAUUCUCGGGGAAUUAUGAUUACAAUUGCUAAUUCAGUACAGCAAUCACUCAGUGUAGUACAAUGACAAUAAAUAAAAAGUGAUUUGGCAGAACACUAAUUCAGACUAAAAGAAAUCGCAAAACAGUAACAAGUGUAUUGCUGACAUAAUGUUACAUAACACAGGUUGAUUUUGUAUAUCUAUGGUUAGGCGGUAAAUAUUGUCACAUGAAUUGACAAAAUUCUCCACAAUGGACAGGGAGGCUUUGUGUCCAAAACAUAUUUUUAAGCCUCCAAUUAUUUGACAUUCAGUACAACAUGCAAGUAUUUCUUGGCUACCUUUAACAGUAUGUAGUUUGAAGGCAGCAACAAUUUGUGAAUCACGUUAGCAGUCUGUGCACUGGAAAGCAUUAGGAUAGAUGAUGAGAUGAGAAAAAUUAAGCAACCUGCCCGUACCACUUCAAUAAUUGAAAUAGCGGGAUGCAGCUUCACGUCAAUGUAGCUAUAUAACUAUAAUUAGUGCUAAUAGUAGUUACUCACAUCUUCAGUCACUUGGAUUCAUUGGUAUCACUAAUAAAUGUUCAAAUAUGAAUCAAAUUUGACUUUCCCCAGCUCAUUUUCUAAAGAUACUGACAUGCUUGCCCUUCAAGUAUACUACUCCCGGGAUUUGGAAAGUAGUUCUUAAGAAACUACUUUGAUAGUUUUGAAAUCAGAGAAGAUAUUCUUUCCUUUUUUUAUGACAGCUUCAUGUGAAGAAUAUAUAUUUUAAGGAAAUUUCUAAACGGAAAGUUCUAUGGCAUAUUAAAAUACUGAAUAAUGAAUGUUAGCUUUAUAAAAUGGAAACUUUUCUUCUAUGUGUGUGGGUGAGUGUUUAAGUUGUAGAAUUAACCUCUUUUAAAUAUAGUAGACCCAGUGAUAUAAAGUUUUAAGUGGAUGAAGAUCUUAAGUAUAAAUUAACACUGGACUAACUUAUGGGGGUCAGAGAAAAGGGACAAAAAGAUAUGUACUCUGCUAAACACUGCCAUAUACUGCUUGUGAAUAGACAUUUCAUUAUAAUAAACCUAGAUCCCCACACUAUGAAGACAUGGAAUGGAGAUCUCUAUGUAAAUCUCCAAAUUUUAAAGAUCAUAAUUGUAUUUACCCACUUUGAUGUCUAUAUAAUGCAUAUUUCAUAUGGAAAUUGCUGGUCAGUGUUCUGUGGUAGAAAGAAAUAAUCUCAUAGGAAAUAAAAAGGUAAUAUUGUAAAACAGUUUUAUUUUUUAAAAAAUUAUAUUGUGAUAGCAGAAUUUAAAAAAAGACAGAUAUUUAGAUAGUAUACUGCAGGAAGAAGUGAAUAUUCUGUGAGAAUUAAUAAAUUAUAUAUAUGUUUCCACAUUUUUUUCUAUUUUCCUUUUUAAAAGGAUGGGGAGCAAUUAUAAAAACAAAACGUUUUGAAUUUGAGAUUGUGUGCUGCUUGAAUGAAGCAAAAUUUUUAGAUUGUUACUUUUUGUGUUAGAGUUAAUUUGCUUAAUAUUAAUUACUAUGAAUUAUAAAAUGGAAAUGGAACUUUUGUAUCACAUGUGACACCCAAAGAAUUGUUCAAUACACACCAUAUGUUUUACAUUUAAAAGUCUAACCCUUGUAACAGACCUGAAGGCUGUAAAUUUAAGAAAAGAAAUUAAUAAAUACCUAUAAAAGAGCUUUAACUAAGGAAAAACGAAUAUAACCCCCUUAAAACAUCCACUUAAAUUUAUUCUAUUUAAAUAAAGUUGGAAGAAUCUCAUA
This is a messenger RNA of Cavia porcellus (domestic guinea pig), 6580 nucleotides long. RefSeq names its product diacylglycerol kinase beta (gene Dgkb). Gene Ontology annotation, biological process: lipid phosphorylation; intracellular signal transduction; diacylglycerol metabolic process. Gene Ontology annotation, molecular function: ATP-dependent diacylglycerol kinase activity; calcium ion binding. Gene Ontology annotation, cellular component: plasma membrane. NCBI's taxonomy places the organism in Eukaryota, Metazoa, Chordata, Mammalia, Rodentia, Caviidae. The record is from RefSeq and is a predicted model, not a curated record. The transcript is spliced from 26 exons. The coding region runs from base 603 to 3017 and encodes 804 amino acids.